UGUUGUUGGACUGGGUUGUGUUAUAAUGAAUUCUUAAUUAUUCAAUUCGAUACGUAAUAAUAUCUGUUAUAUCAUACCCUUCGGGCGUCAACUGUACCAGCACCAAGUUUGCUAACUAUACGUCAAAAUGGGUGACACGAGGAAGAAGAAAAAGUUCUACUUUCGCAAGCGUAGAAACAAAUAUUUCUUAGAAUCCGGCUUCAGAGGAUUCUUUUGCACGUGUAACUUUAGGGAGAAGGACUGCGUCAAAGAAGUGUACAACCUGCUGAAUGAAUACACAGGAAUUUUAUAUCCAAACCUCGAAAGAGACGUCCCCACUGCACCCACCAUAAAAGAAGAUAAGUCAGACAGUGAAUCCGAAGAGGAGACUGACAUAGGAGACUUGCUGAAGCGCGAGGUUGAUUCCAUGAAGAGAAAUUCACAAAAGUCACUCAAGCACAAAAGGUUUCAAGUUGUAGAGACAGGCGCUUCGAACUGCAUCUUUAUAAAGACCAACUUGCCGUGUCCAGAAGAACUGACUGCUGCCAUCAUCAAAGAUCUGUCUACUACCAAAAUACAGAAGACUCGACAUGUCAUGCGCUUACUCCCUAUCAUGGCAACUUGCAAAGCUAACUUGCCUGAUAUAAUGGAGUGUGCUGGCAAUUUGUUUGACAAGUACUUCUUGAAGGAGCCCUCUACGUUUGCUGUGAUCUUUAACAAGAGAUUCAACAGCAGUGUUUCUCGGGACCUGAUAAUAAAGGAGCUUGCAGAACUUGUUGUUCUCAAGAACGGCGACAACAAGGCCGACUUGAAGAAUCCGAGGCUCUGUAUAAUAGUGGAAAUCAUAAAAGGCAUUUGUUUAUUAAGCAUUGUGGACAAUUAUUUUACUUAUAAGAAGUAUAAUUUACAUGAGCUAUGUAAGGAAGAAUCUACCAAUGAUUCAGAGGGUACACAAGCUAAGAAAUUUAAGAGUGGUACUGUGGACCCUGAUGGUCACACUGAUGAUCAAUAAGUGUUUUUAUCUCAGAUUUUAUUCCACGUAAUUUAAGCUUUACUCAUUGUCUAGGUUGUAAACCUAGGGCCCCAAUACCAACAUUUGCACCAAAUUGUAUCUGGCCCCAAUACCAACUUUUGCACCAAAUUUUACCUAAGUGUAUUUAAAUUUUUCCAUUUACUUUUUCAUUUUAAAUAUACAUGUGAAG
Molecule: messenger RNA, 1181 nt
Organism: Hyposmocoma kahamanoa
Lineage: Eukaryota; Metazoa; Arthropoda; Insecta; Lepidoptera; Cosmopterigidae
Product: THUMP domain-containing protein 1 homolog
Exons: 1
Coding region: 128-991 (287 amino acids)
Biological process (GO): tRNA modification
Molecular function (GO): RNA binding
Source: RefSeq, a predicted model, not a curated record